Messenger RNA from Trifolium pratense (red clover), 1069 nucleotides. RefSeq names its product probable WRKY transcription factor 12. Gene Ontology annotation, biological process: regulation of DNA-templated transcription. The transcript is spliced from 4 exons. NCBI's taxonomy places the organism in Eukaryota, Viridiplantae, Streptophyta, Magnoliopsida, Fabales, Fabaceae. The coding region runs from base 334 to 1011 and encodes 225 amino acids. Gene Ontology annotation, molecular function: sequence-specific DNA binding; DNA-binding transcription factor activity. The record is from RefSeq and is a predicted model, not a curated record.
CUAUUAAUUCCAUAAAACACAUACCUUUAGGACAAUGCACGUGUAAUCGAGAGAGAGAAAAGUGUGUAUACAAAACUAUAGAAUAAUAAAUAAUAGAGACUCUACCUUAAGAAAGACGAUAAAGAAUAUUUGCAAGAAAAACAUUCCCCUUUAGUAUUUCAUUUGCAACCAUAAAAUUCUUAGUUGACCAAACUAUACACACACAAACCCUCACAUGUCUAGAACCAAAAGCUAGCUAGGUAAUUCACAAGAAGGAAACAAAAAACCAAAAGAUAUAUAGCUAAGAUAUUCAAAAUCCAAUUUAGGAUUUUCAUUUCAUAAAAAAAAAAGGGUAUGGAAGGAGAAAGAGAUGUUCCUAAUUAUGAGCUUCAAGUUUCAUUCACAAACACUCCUCAAGCUAUCCAUGAAAUGGGUUUUGUUCAAUUUGAAGAAAAUCAUGUUCUUAGCUUCUUGUCACCCUCUACACAAUCUCAACCUUCUCUUUCUCAAUCUCUAAAUUCCGGCGGUAGCACUACCAACGUCGCUACCGGUUCAGCUGCCACAACCAGCACCACGACCGCCGGAUUUAGCCAUAAUGAUCUUGUUACAAGAAUUCCUUGGAAUAAUGAACAGGUGAGAACUCUAGAUCCUAAAGCUGUGAGUGAUGAGAAUUGCACUGGAAAUACUAGUGAUGGCAACAACACAUGGUGGAGGAGUGGAGGGUCAGAGAAGAGCAAGGUGAAAGUGAGGAGGAAGCUUAGAGAACCAAGGUUUUGUUUCCAGACAAGAAGUGAUGUGGAUGUACUUGAUGAUGGUUACAAAUGGAGGAAGUAUGGUCAGAAAGUUGUCAAGAAUAGUCUUCAUCCAAGAAGUUAUUACCGUUGCACACAUACCAACUGUCGGGUGAAAAAAAGAGUUGAAAGACUCUCAGAAGAUUGUCGUAUGGUGAUAACUACUUAUGAAGGAAGACACAAUCACACUCCUUGUGAUGACUCUAAUUCUUCUGAACAUGAAUGUUUUACCUCUUUCUGAUCCAAAAAUGCCAUUUCAAUAAAACAAUUAUGUUUAAAUUAAUAAUUAGUUGUGAUUU